This is a messenger RNA of Rotaria sordida, 1626 nucleotides long. The record is from the annotation of a GenBank genome assembly. Lineage: Eukaryota; Metazoa; Rotifera; Eurotatoria; Philodinida; Philodinidae.
AUGAGCGGAAAUAAUGACAUGGUAUCAGUAGUGGAUGAUGAAGAGUCAAUGAUUAAAUAUCUUCGUGAAAAGAUUAUUGGUCGUCCAACAAUCUUUUCUCUAGGUGGCGAUGUACCAAUAGAUGAUCAUACGCCUCCUAUAAAAAAGGCUAAUUCACAAGAUGGUUUAAAUGAUGUUGUAUUAAUAAGUACAAGUUCAAAUGAUACAACAAAUCAGGUAGAAAAACUUACUGCCACAAGUAAUAUUAUUAAUGCUGGCCGUCGACCAAUACCAUCAUCAUCACCAAUUAUUAUUCCGAAAAAACCUCCUCGUUCGAAUGCAUCAUCACAAAGUUCUUCAUCGUAUACAUCGGUUGCUGAUCACAUGUCUUCAUUUGUUGAAUCAUUAGUACAAACAGAUGAAGUACCAAAUUCAACAUUUCCAACAUUACCAUCAACAUGUCAACAAUUAGAACAUUCAGCAGCACGAGAUCGCAUUUCAGUUAAAAAUAAACGACGACAACCAAUUAAACAAAAAUUAAGUACACUUCGAGAAACUGAUGAUAAUGAAAUUGAUUUAUUUUCAUCGAAAACUGAAGAUAAUGAAAUUCCACCACCUUUACCGCCGAAACAGCGUUAUCUACUCAAAACUAUAUCAUCAACACCAGAAGAGGAACAAUCAAUCAUUGCUACAACACGCGUGGAGUCAAAAAAACCACAACCAUUAAUUGAUCUAUCUGAUUUGGAUAUAGCACGAGCACGUCUUCGUAUAUCAGUUCGUUCACGUGAUCGUUCAGCUGAUAAUAUACUUUUAGCAACGAAUUCUAAUACUAAUAAUGAAAUAUCAUCUAUUCCAUCAUCAAAUAUUUCAACAUUUACUAAUCCUAUUCAACGUUCAACAAGUUUUAAACGAAUUCAAGAAAUUAAUGAUAUAAAAUUAAUAAAUCAAUCAAUAUUAAAACAAAAAAAAGAAGAAAAUUAUGAAAAUAUUUUAUUAACUAAUAAAUCUAUUGAAAAUAAUUCAAUAUUAAAUGAACAUUCAAUAGAAAAUGAAAAUAAUAAUGAACAAACAAAUAUUAAUAAUUCAAGUCCAACAAAAUCAUUAUCACGUUCAUCAUCUCAAGAACAUAUUUAUGAUAAUUUAGAUGUAUUUAAACGUCCUAAACCAAAUAUUAUUUUAUCAUCAAAUGAUGAUGAAUCAUCAUCAUCAUCAACAAUGACUGUCGUUAAAACAAGAGAACAUCCAAUAACAACAACAACACGUUUAAGACCAAUUACAAUGCAUGUAACAUCUAAUAAUGAUAAACAAAUAACAAAUGAAUUUGAAAAUGUUUUUAAUCAAUUAAAAAAACGUGGUUCAAUUCGACGAAUUCGACCAAAUGAAGAAACAAUACUUGAAACUCUUUCAACUGUUCCUAUCGAAGAAAAUCAUAUAGCAGCACCACUAUCUCCAUCUAUAAAAUCUGAGAAUGAAUCAUUCAUAUCAACCAAUAAAACUAUUGAAUCAAUUCAUACACCAUCAACACCAAAUCGACGAAAAACACUUGCUGGUGUUCAUUUAUCAGCUAAUAAUAAAGUUGCUACUAAUGAUAAUAAACCAACACCAUCAUGGAUUGAUAUCGCUAAACAAAAACAAAAUAAAUUGUAA